ACAAAUCAGGAGUUCAGCUGGGGUGGGGCUGGGUUGCAUUUUAUUUAGUUUCCAUCCACCUCUGUUUCAAAUGUCUUGAGGGUGGGAUAAGAACCCUGUGUUGACAAGGACCGUGGAGUCUUAGCGUUGUGAGACUAGAGAUUUCUGUCUGUGGUCCAGCUGAGCCUCUGGCUCUGUGCUGUGCUGCAGACCCAGUUCCAUGGAGGGAAUGUGGACGGCGGGAUGCGCACCCUGCGGGGUCCCCUGGAGCUGGGUCAGCCUGACAGCUCAUGCGCAGCCGUCGAGAGUCGAGCUGCUGCUCUCUUCCGGGGGCAGCUUCCCUCUAUCUGGCCGGCUCACCCCUCCAUGUCCUGUGUCUAGAGACUCGGCACAUCUCCACGGGCAUGGAAGCAGCCACCAACCUCUGGGCAACUCGAAAGGGACAAGCUUGUUCUGGAAUUUAGUUCAUUUAGACUUGUUUUUUCUCUCUAGCUUUAUUGAGGAGGACCAGCUUGAAAAACCCGAUGAACCCACUAAAGUUGAGCCUCAGCAGAAAGAGGGGCCGACCAGUUUAUCCUCAGAGCCACUGGCCUCCAAGAAGGUGGAGGCUGAAGAUUUGACUGUGGUUGCUGCCAAGAGAGUGGAUGAUGCUAAUAAGAGACCCAAGAAAAUCCCAGGAAACAAAAAUACCUCCCCUCCCAGUAAUCCAGAAGCUAUAAAGAUCCGGGCGUGGUGGCGGGGCACCCUGGUGCGCAGGACGCUGCUGCACGCGGCGCUCAGAGCAUGCGUCAUCCAGCGCUGGUGGCGGCUGACGCUGGGGGAGCUGCUCCGGAAAAGAUGGCGGACGGCCCUGGAGACCUUUACAUGGAAGGAAUGGGCAGCGGUCAGGCUGCAGGCCUGGGUCUGCAUGUGGCGCCUCCGCCAGUGGUAUUGCCGCUUGCUGCUCGCCGCCCGCGUCAUCCAGGCCUACUGGAGGUUCCACUCCUGUGCCUCCCAGGGGGUUAUCCAGGGCCACUACAGAGUCAUGGCCAACCAGCUGCAUCUCGAGCUGGAGAUCUGCGUUGUGAGGGAGUGUAUUCCCCUCCCAAUAAAGCAGUGAUGCGGUCCUCACCCAGCCUCUCUCUUAGGGACAAGCCCGGAGGUCAGGGUCAUGAGGCAGAGCGUCCCCUGCUUGCUCUGAGGACGUGGCAGGGUGUCGGAGGCCCUAG
This is a messenger RNA of Manis pentadactyla (Chinese pangolin), 1187 nucleotides long. RefSeq names its product IQ motif containing F1 (gene IQCF1). NCBI's taxonomy places the organism in Eukaryota, Metazoa, Chordata, Mammalia, Pholidota, Manidae. Gene Ontology annotation, molecular function: calmodulin binding. The record is from RefSeq and is a predicted model, not a curated record.